Messenger RNA from Lolium perenne, 429 nucleotides. Its product is annotated as zinc finger protein 2-like. The record is from RefSeq and is a predicted model, not a curated record. Gene Ontology annotation, molecular function: DNA-binding transcription factor activity. NCBI's taxonomy places the organism in Eukaryota, Viridiplantae, Streptophyta, Magnoliopsida, Poales, Poaceae.
AUGGAGGGCAAGCAGGUGCAGCAGGACUACAGCGUGAUCAACCUCGACCUCAACCUCGAUCCUUCGUCGCCGCUUCAGCGCCUCGUCGUCAACAUCGUCGGCCGGGACCGGGAAGAGGCGCAGGCGCAGUACGCGUGCAGCUUCUGCGACCGCAGGUUCCUCAGCAAGCAGGGGCUCGGCGGCCACCAGAACGCGCACAGGCUCGUGCGCAACGCCGGUACGCGCAAGCGCCAAGUUGCCCCGUCAUCCUCCUCCUCCUCCUCUUCGGCACCGGCCGUCCGGUUCCUCACCGGCGGCCAGGUGCUCUGGGGAGCGCAAGACCCCGCUUCCGUAGCGGACGCGCCCGUGGUGGACUGGACCAGGGCAUGGGGUCAUGACAGGGGAGAGGCGGCAGCUGAACCGGAGCUGGACCUGUCGCUCAAGCUCUGA